Molecule: messenger RNA, 1404 nt
Organism: Phaeoacremonium minimum UCRPA7
Lineage: Eukaryota; Fungi; Ascomycota; Sordariomycetes; Togniniales; Togniniaceae
Product: putative n-ethylammeline chlorohydrolase protein
Exons: 3
Coding region: 1-1404 (467 amino acids)
Molecular function (GO): hydrolase activity, acting on carbon-nitrogen (but not peptide) bonds
Source: RefSeq, a predicted model, not a curated record
AUGACACGCACGGUGAUCUACAACGCGAGUAUCCUCACUCUGGACAAUGAUGAUAGCUUCUAUUAUCCGGGGACAGUCGAGAUUGAAGAUGAUCGAAUAUCGAAAGUCUAUAGUGGCAAUCCGGGCAACGAGAUACUAAGCGACUCCUCCAUUACACUUUUAGAUGGCACGGACAAAUUGGUCAUGCCCGGUCUUGUGGACCUACACUUCCACACCUCCGUCGCAAAGGGUUUUGGAGAUGAGCUUCCUUUAAAGGAGUACUUGGAAGAGGUCUGGUACCCGAGUGUUAGGGCUCUCAACAAAGAAAGAGCGUUCACGGGGGCGAUGCACUCCUACUGCACCGCCAUCAAGUCCGGAACUACUACGGUGAACGACAUGUAUCGAUUUGUAGGAUCUCUCGCAGACGCCGCCAGCAAGAUUGGCAUUCGAGCCGUACUCAGCAACGAGGUGGCGCUUCCCGAGUACAAGCUUGAUCUCAUUGAAGAUAACGAGACAUCGUUUCAAGAAAACAACGACAGGGAAUCGGGACGUGUCAGGGUAUGGGUGGGCCAUGAAUGGAUGUGCACCUCAGAUCUGGAACUAAUGGCCCAAGUGGGAAAGAUGAAGAAGAGACUGGGCACAGGACUUCACAUCCAUCUCUGCGAGUCGGAGCAGGAAGUCCAAGAUAUUCAAGCCAAGUUUGGCAAAACACCAGUCGAGAUUGCUUAUGAGUCCGGCUGCUUAGGCCCAGACACUGUUGCUGCACAUUGUGUGCACCUGACGGACAACGACAUUGCAUUACUUGCGAAGACAGGUACUUCAGUGUCUUACGACCCAGGCUCAAAUGCCAAGCUCGGCAACGGGAUUGUACGACUACAAGAUCUGCAAGCUGCAGGCGUUAAUGUUGGAAUGGGAAUUGAUGCAUUCGAGUGCGAGAACAGCCCUGACAUGUUUGAAUUGAUGAAGUUCGGCUCACUCAUCCAACGCGGCCUACACAAAGAUGCAUCAUUGGGGAAACCUCCGAACAUCCUACGAAUGGCGACGAAAAACGGCUGCAAAGCGCUCGGUAUUGAUGCCGGCGCAGUCCACCCCGGGAAGAAGGCCGACAUUAUCGUUGUAGAUCUCACUAAGAAUCAGAUGUUCACGCCGCUGCUGAAAGAUCCGCCAAAACGCAAGACGAUGCUGGAGAGUCACCUUGUGUUUGGGUGUAAUGGUUCCGCUGUUCAGCAUUCGAUCAUUGAUGGCAGAUUGGUAAUGAAGGAUUUCAAGGUCUUGGCUGUCGAUGAGGAGAAGUUGCGAAAGGAGAUGGAUGCUAUGUUCGAGGACAUCUCAGAAGACAUGAAGUCGUUAGUUACGAUGGAUGAGAUCGAUAUCUCCAUCUAUGGGCCAGUAUUAGAAUUCACAGUGGAGUCCAAAGGACAAUGA